AUGUAUCGUCAUGGUAGAGUCCCUACUGUUGAGGAAUUCCAACUCCUGCAGGACCAUUUUGGUUUCUUACCAAAGCAUGGUGUAAUGAUUCCAAAAAGGGGGGUAUCAAUCUACGAUUGCCCUCAAGAGAAGGUGGGGGUUCCAAUCCCUUUAUUCAAAGUGAGAUUACGUGUGCCGACAUCUAAUUUCUUCAACAUGAUCGUGGACCACUAUGGCUUCUCUGUUGAUGAGUUGACUUCGAGCGCCAUCAACUCAAUCGUUGGUUUUGAACUGGUUUGUCGAUCUUUGGGUUGUAUCCCCACCUUCUGGGUUUUUAGUUUCUACUUUUGUUCAACUACGAAUUCUAGUGUUCUUACUUUGUCAAAAAGGUGGGGCAUUCAUCAACUAAUCUCUGAACAGGACAUCCCGAAGAAAAAUUGGCAAAGGAAAUGGCUCUGGGUUAACCGCGACCUUGUGGGGCGUGGAUUUAUUAAAACACGAGAGUUUCUUGAUCAUAUUCCCAAAUUCUUCGGGAGUAACCUAACCCUCGACAUGAGAUUAGGAAACAAUAAUGUUGUUGGAAAGAACUGGGAGGAUUCCAUUCUUGUAGCGGUUGGUAUGAGUGCCACUUGGAAAAAGGGAGAAAGAACAACAUUAUCUUACGAAUCCUUAUACUCAACUUUUAUUUUCAUAUGUGUUGAAGCCGAGAUUUUGUUGGAGAUGGCCCUGCGCGGUCACUACUGGGGGGAAAAUGCUAGUUCUAGCGAGCUUGCAUUGCCCUCCCAGCCGGCCAUUGAGGUUGUUUCCCUGGCUCAUCCGUUGAUUUCUGCCCCUUCUGGUUUGCCUGUGGGGGUACAAGUUGGGAGAGUUACUACUCUUGUUCGUAAAAGGCAAAGUUUGCGUGUUGUGCCGUUGUCAAAUGAGGAGACAAAAUUCCACGAUGUGGGUCUUCAUCCUCGUAAAGUGCACAGGACUGUAUCUAUGGCCAGGCUUCUUGGAAGCAUCAGGGAUUUUCUUGGCAACAAUUUCGAAUCAUCUGUCCAGAAAGAUAAAGCGGUGAUCCCUGAUUUUGCGACGUCACCUCCCCUGUCAUUUACUACUACCUUCCCGAUUGAUCUUAGUUCUGACUCCACAUUUGGGAGUGCAUUGGGUUCGCCUGGAGAUAAUGGGGUGGACGAAAUUUAG
This is a messenger RNA of Lactuca saligna, 1164 nucleotides long. Lineage: Eukaryota; Viridiplantae; Streptophyta; Magnoliopsida; Asterales; Asteraceae. The record is from the annotation of a GenBank genome assembly.